Messenger RNA from Marasmius oreades (fairy-ring Marasmius), 874 nucleotides. RefSeq lists its product as uncharacterized. The coding region runs from base 437 to 874 and encodes 145 amino acids. The record is from RefSeq and is a predicted model, not a curated record. The transcript is spliced from 3 exons. NCBI's taxonomy places the organism in Eukaryota, Fungi, Basidiomycota, Agaricomycetes, Agaricales, Marasmiaceae.
GCUCUGUUCUCGAUCGUCACUGGGGCAAAAAAAUUGCCCUGAGUCAUGAAGAUUUCGACAUAUUUUCUCUUGAAAAAAUCGGCCCAAGAACGCUGCACUUGCGUCCCAGACCAAAGUUAUAGUGGCUUCGAAGGAAAUUGUUCGUGCAGGAUCUUUGCGAAAAUGUGACUGUCGGCGAGGGUCCCCAAUUGAUUGUCCCCCCCUACCCAAAUGGACCGUUGAACGAUCCUUAUGGACUUGCGGCGAUUCUUCUGGACUACGGUCACUGCCCGUGGGCCGUAUCUGUUAACCCUCCAGAAUCAAUUCGGCGAUUUUGGUGGCACGAUCAAGUUUCCGUGAGAAACACCCCCGUUUCGACUUCUUAUUUAAAGGUGAGGGCAGUAGUAGAGGACUUGGUUCGCUACAGUACCAUUCAACCUGCAGUCAAGGAAGAAGCAUGUCGCCGUGCGGAUCCUCUCAAAGCCAGAACAAGAGAAGACGAGAGCCUGAGUGGAACGAGGACGCGCUUUCAAUGCCUGGUCAACCGUCGCUAAAGAGAGGCAAAAAAUCGCGUGACGGCGCGUCGGAAGACAUCAACACGGACAAGCUAGAGAUCUUAUACCUUCUGGCGACUGUGAAAGGGUUUCGAAAUGCGGACAACAGGAAGAAGGAGGAAAUCAAAGUGCUCAAGCAAAAGAUAUUAGUGUUGACGGAAGAGCUGGAUUCGAAGAUGGAAAUGAUCGAGAACAAUACCGAUAGUUCAUUCAACGCAGACUCCAGCUCGCCCAGUUCUGCCAUCGAGUCCAGCUCUCAGACGCCACCUACCCGACUGGAGAGCUCUCAAAAAACCCAGCCUUUCCUUGUUCUAAGGCCAAGAGGGAGUCAUGGUCCUUGA